CACCACUGUCGAACGCCGUACUGCCGAGCACCCUACCGUCGAGCACCACUGCCGAGGGCUUCUGCCGAGCACCUUUGCCAAGUGCCGCUGCCGAGCGCCCAUCAUCGAGGGCUGCCACGCCGAGCACCCUCGUGCCGAACACUUUCCAAGUCGAGCUCUGCCACACCAAGGUCCCGAGCCAAGCACUCCAUAUCGAGCAUCCUACGCCCAACACUCAAUGUCGAGCUAUCAAGCAAAAUUAUUUGUCGAAUAUGUGAUGAAAUUGCAUGGGGUGCCGCGACCAAUUGUGUCCGACCGAGAUCGGAUAUUUAUGAGUAGUUUUUGGUCAGAGUUCUUCAAAUUGCAGGGAACCGAGCUAAACAUGAGCUCGUCAUACCAUCCACAAACCGACGGACAGACGGAAGUCACCAAUCGCACGCUCGAGCAGUACCUUAGGUGCUAUGUGCAUCAAUUUCCAAAGCGAUGGGAGGAUUAUUUACCUUGGGCCGAGUAUUGGUAUAACACCACUUACCAUAGCUCGACUAAGGCAACGCCGUUCGAGUUGGUGUACGGGCGCAAACCGCCGACGAUCGUGAGUUACUCGAUGGGGAGCGCCGUGAACGACGAGGUCGAUCGAGAGUUGGUGGAACGAGACUUGAUGUUGCGCGAGCUAAAGCGGACGUUGGAAGGCUCGAUCAAUCGGAUGAAGGCGUACCAUGAUGGCAAGUGGCGUGACGUAGAGUUUGAGCCCGGGGACUGGGUAUACUUGAAGUUGAGGCCAUUUCGACAAAGGACGGCCGCGCAAAGGGCCGCGACCAAGCUCGGAGUUCGAUAUUACGGACCUUAUAAAAUUUUGGCCAAGGUUGGGAAGGUUGCUUAUCGACUUGAGUUGCCGGGCGAUUCCCAUAUUCAUCCGGUCAUACACGUCUCGCAACUCAAGCAACGACUCGGCGAGGCGCAUACGGCAAAGGAUCGACUACCCGCGGUCGCGCCGGACGGGCAGGUUAUUGUGCGGCCUAGCCGCGCGAUGGAGUACCGACAAGUCAAAAAGGCUGGGAAAUAUUUUUGGGAGGUACUUGUCGAAUGGGAGGACUUACCGAGCGAGGAAGCCACGUGGCAAAGUUGGGAAGAGAUGCGCGAGAUGUUUCCCGAUUUCUUCCUUGAGGACAAGGAAGCACUUGAAGGGGACGGGAAUGAUGAGAACACCGCAAGAAGAUUAAAGAAUGCUGCGCGCCGCGCUUAUCAUGCACGAUGGAGGUUAAGCCGACGGGUUGCCCAGGCCCAACUCAUUAGCGGACAUGCGGGCGCGGACGGUGACGUGCGCAAGAAUCUCGGCCAAAGGUGCAUUAGCGCGGGUACGAACGAGGAGGUUCACGCGCGAGCAGGCCUAACCACGCAAGGAGUAGGGCGCGCGAGGGCAGCACGCGCGCAAUGGCGGCUUGAAUCGCAAGCAAGAGAUAUUCUAGAUAUUUAUUUACUU
Molecule: messenger RNA, 1459 nt
Organism: Striga hermonthica
Lineage: Eukaryota; Viridiplantae; Streptophyta; Magnoliopsida; Lamiales; Orobanchaceae
Source: the annotation of a GenBank genome assembly